Molecule: messenger RNA, 1157 nt
Organism: Sphaerodactylus townsendi
Lineage: Eukaryota; Metazoa; Chordata; Lepidosauria; Squamata; Sphaerodactylidae
Gene: COPS9
Product: COP9 signalosome subunit 9
Exons: 3
Coding region: 90-263 (57 amino acids)
Biological process (GO): negative regulation of protein neddylation
Source: RefSeq, a predicted model, not a curated record
CCAUAGAUGAGAAGUCUCUCCCCGCGCCUAGAGUAGCCGGAAAUCAGUUCCCAUUUCUACCGGAUGUUAGUAGAAGGUAGAUAGCUGCGAUGAAGCCCGCGGUGGAUGAGAUGUUCCCUGAGGGUGCAGGUCCUUAUGUGGACCUCGACGAGGCUGGAGGAAGUACAGGUCUGUUGAUGGAUUUGGCUGCCAAUGAAAAGGCAGUACAUGCAGAUUUCUUUAACAGUUUUGAAGAUAUGUUUGAUGAUGAUGAUAUCCAGUGAAAAUCCUCUUAACUGUACAGCAUUAAAUAUCUAGACCUCUAUGUUCAAAACAAAAAGAAGCUGUGAAUAUUGUGUCCAAGAUGGGAAAAAAAUCACAACAUGGCUAAAGAUGGAUAAAGGCAGAACUGUAGAGCUGUUUUUCACUAGGAAAUAAGUAGAUGUACAGUUUUGUAGGCUUGCUUCAAUAAAAUGUAGAUAGAAUCUCUUGUGUAUGGGUAUACAAUUGACCAGAUGUUGUACCACUCAAAGAUAUGGACUUGUCAGUUUGUUUCAGAGAUUGUUUAUAUGGGCCACUUGGCAUUAUUAGGCAUUUGCUUCUUUGUUAAUUUAGAAAUAGUGGGGAAGGGGGGAAUUUAAUACCAUAACCCUAAACUUAUUUGCUAGCAGUUGACACUGGAGGAUUAGUGGAAUUUACUUCCAAGUGCAUGAACCAUAUGAAUUAUCUAGGCCAGUGGUGGUGAACCUAUGGCACCCCAGUUCAUGGACUACAAUUCCCAUCAGCCUCAUGCUGGCAGGGGCUGAUGGAAAUUGUAGUCCAUGAACAUCUGGAGUGCCAUAGGUUCGCCACCAUGAAUCUAGGCAGUCUCCUGAUGUGCUAAACAAGAUAAAUAACAUAAAGAGAAGCCACUGGGAAAAAUAUGAUUUCACAUGACUGUACUCAGCUGUAUUUAUGUGUAAAAGUAUAACAGAGGACAGCAAUGCUAGUAGGACCUAAAUUAUUGUUGAUUAUCAUCAUUUGAGAAUUUGAGUUCAGAAAGAGGUCUGAAUUUUCUGUUCAUUUUGAACAGCUGUCCCAUAUCUCAGAUUGUUUUUAAGUUACCACAAGUUUCAAAAGCAGUUUUCUAGGCAAUUUCUGUUGCUGCAAUUAAAAACAAAAUUGAAAGCUCCACCACA